Molecule: messenger RNA, 3337 nt
Organism: Labrus bergylta (ballan wrasse)
Lineage: Eukaryota; Metazoa; Chordata; Actinopteri; Labriformes; Labridae
Source: RefSeq, a predicted model, not a curated record
UGCAUUUUGUGAGAGAUGUUUUCUUACAUUUAUUUUGUAUUUGUUGUUUCAGAGGUCCAUGUACCACCAACCACUCAGGACUCAGAUUCUCUCUGCAAUGGAUCUGUGAUCCCAGAGGAGCAAAGGGCAUCCAACGAGCCUUCAGAUUCUAUUCCGCUCCAAAGUAUCUGCAAUGGAGCUGGUUCAUAUAAAUCCGUACCCACCAAGGAAGAAGACAACAACGUUAUAGAGGUCCAUGUACCACCAACCACUCAGGACUCAGAUUCUCUCUGCAAUGGAUCUGUGAUCCCAGAGGAGCAAAGGGCAUCCAACGAGCCUUCAGAUUCUAUUCCGCUCCAAAGUAUCUGCAAUGGAGCUGGAAAGGCAUCAGAGAUUUCAUCCAACAAUGACCUGACGACUUCUACAUCCCCAGAGGCCGGCAAGGAAGCUGAUAUCACAUCGGAGAUGGGUCCAGAAUCCCCCCAGGAUUCAAUCACUCCAGAGACCGGCAAGGAAACUGAGAUCACAUCUGAUGUGGUUGAGAAGUCUGACGAGAACUCAACGACUCCUGCUUCCCCGCCAGCAGCCAGGAAACAGGUGACCUGGCAACGAAGCCACCCGACCAAGAACAAACCAACCAAGAGCCACCAGCAGCUGAACAGGAAGCAGAUGAUGCAGGAGAUCUCGACGAACACUAAAGUAUUUUCAGUUCUUUUGUUCUGUAACUAAAAUAAUAAGAGUCUGCUCUAUGUCAAGAUGUUACAGUCAAGACGUGUGAAUGUGUAGACAGAUGACUACUCCUGCAAGACCAAGUUUCAGGAUGUUCUUUUUAUCUCUGAUGUUUCAUUAGUACUUCAUGCAGUGUGUCUGUAAAGUCUUCCUGUUCAGGGAUCACAACGAUGAAGGAGGGACAUGUAAACAAAUAGCUGCUGUUUGGUCACACCUUCAACAUUUCAAAGUCACUUUAUGUGUUUCAGGAGCACAGAGUCAUAGGAGUGUCCUGCUGCUCUAGUCCAGUGCAACAUGAUUGUAAGAGUGUGGUCAAAAUGUAGUUAUCAGAUGUAGGGUAGUUGUUCAUAUGAAGAAGGCAAAGGGUGACACGAAGUACUUUGAAAGGUCUUAGAACACAUCUGCCACUGUUUCAAGACAAACACAUUCAAUAAGUGACCUUUGUGUUGAGCUGAAACAUCAAGUUAUUUAUAAAUCUUGCACACUUCCACUUCUUCCUCUUUUGGGAUAAAAAAGACUUGUGCUCCUUCUAACGCAAACCUCACAGGCAGUGAUCUGCUCUUUAUGCAAACUGACUCGUUCAAAUAUCAACAUCAUGCAGGGCUUUCUGACAGCUGUUUUUAACAUGAUGAGUGAAUAUAUUUUCUUCUUUUAGUAGUUUAUGGGACGUUAGCCCUCUGUACAUAGACCUCACGAGUCACGACAUAACUGCUAGGCUAUCAGUGCUCCUUACAACAGAUUAUCAUCAGCAAAAAACAUCUGCAGGUUUUAUUCCAACUGAUCUGACUCCUGAAGUUACUCAUUUUAAAUCAUCCUCAGUGAGUGUUUUGGUCAGAUUGUGGCUGAAACAAAGAAAAGGGACUGUUUUGAUAUCUUUGUGAUUCCUUUAAAUUUUGAUAUCACCACCAAACCUCAACAUUUCAUAGCAUUUAUUAACUGCCUUUUUACAAUGUAGAACAUGAAUUAUUACUUGUUUUUUGUAGCAACAGAAACAAGCUCCAGGUGCUUCGUCCCUUAAAGUGACUGUUUCUAAACUUGAAUGGUGCAAAAAAGAACUGAGACAAACAAUCAGCCUCCUCCGAGGGCGCAGUGUAAAUCAGAUCCCUGUUGCAACUUGAAUAUUUAUCAGGUCUUAGUCAAUGUUUUAUUUUGCACCAAAGGCCAACACCUUAAGUCACUUUGAAAAGCCAAAGCCCUUUUGAAUCUUUAGUAUGUAUCUGCAGCUGCAUUUGUCAUUUAAACUUCAGAAAAACAAAACAAAAACAGAUUAUCAAAAGUCUUAAAUAGCAUCUAUUUUUCCUACUGCAGGAACAUUAUUAUUGGCAGGAGUAUUCCAGAGUUUGUUGCACUUACAGGCAUUUAAUAAUGUAAAAAAUAUAUAUAUAUUUAUGAGGAUUGUGUUUAGAUUUUGUAAGGUAAACACUUUUUAGAUGCUAGCAUGCCAAAAAGAAGAAUUGUAUAUUUUUGAGGUAAAGAAAUUAAAUAUCUGUGUUCCACGAGGGAGGCAUUUUAGUCGCCACAACAGCGUGACAUAUUUUCAUAAAGGGAAGAAGACAACCUAUUUAAAUUAUAAAAGAUCAUUCAUGUAUGUUCUGCUUCCAAAAAAUGUAUUGCAAAGUGAAAACAUGCUACCCCCAGCUGUAUUUCCCCCACAGUAUUUAUCUUCUAUCUGCUGCUGUAGUUUCACUGUUGACCACUAGAGGGCAUCAUACAGCUACUAUGAAAAAACUGUCAGUUCUUUAUGGACUGCUGGUAAAGAUGGUCGACACACUGACUGUUUAAUGUUUCCUUUUUUUGAAUCCCUUCAUUAACAUGAAUCAGUUUGGUGUUUUUCUACCACACCUGCUUUAAAUUAGUGAAACAGAAAAAUCAUGGAAACGAUUGUUCAAUCUCUCAUCUCUCAUCAACUGGAAAGAAAUACUUCCUAUGUUUUUCUAUGAUGUAGAAGUCUACUAACGCAGUUAAUAAUAAUGUGCCAUCUUUAUAGACAGUCUAUAAGGCAAUUCCAUGAAUUGAAUGUAAAUAGUUUUUUUUAUGUUUUUAGCUACUGAGGUUUCAUUGGUAGAAUGAGGAUUGUUUGCUUUUCUCUUUUCUUUAAAUUAUGAUCCUGUCUUGUAUAUAUUGAGUUAGCAUAUUUAAGUCUUUGUAGAUGGUUACUAAUUUAUGUUUGAGAUCUGUUACAAUGUGAUCUGUUACAAUGUGUCCCAAGUCCAAACUGAACACUAUUUCUAUUCAGUAUGUUUUAAAUACUGUUUUUCAACGAUUUAGCAAUAAAAACACGUCACCACUUUACAAUAACAUGUGCAACGCCAGGCUUCCAGAAAGUACUCUAACAGAGCGAUGGAUUCAUCAUGUUUGUUUUUAACACUUUUUAAAUGUAUUAUUUCCCCCACAUGAGCAGCUUCUGCAGCUUCUUUGUGACCUUUUCUUUGUCAAAAACACUCCAAAUUAAACCCUUUUUAAAACGGCUGCAGACUUAAUUGAGGUGACGUUUUUAGAUUCUUGAACAAACUUUGCAGAAAACCUGUGCUGUAUGGAUUUGGGACUUGGAGAAUAAUGUGUGUGAUCUAAAGUGUAACAGUGCUUGAAAACAACACUUUGGUAAAUAAAGCACAAAGCGUGUUGUUGA